AUGUGGCGAGCUUGGUCGGCGGAGAUGCCAGCGGUUAUUGGCCUGGUCCGCUGCAAAAAGACCCUGAAGCGUCAAGAGAAAAACGAACUACUGGCUCGCCAGGAAAAAGAAACCUGCAGAGACGGCCGGGAUGACAUCAAAGGCGCCUGGCGAAACCUCGGCGGCUUCAGGUCUGGGCGCCUGGUAAGCCCUAUUCCCGGCCGUGGCGGAUGGCGACCAUCACAUUUGGUAGACGCGAUAUUGACUGAUUUCCGGGGUAGGGUCGUGUCUUUCAAGACCUGGCAGAGGAGUUACAGAGUGCUACAAGCCACUCUGGUCGCCAUGAUGCUUCCGUUUCUUCAGCCUCCUAAUCCCCGUGAGCCAUAUUAUCUCGCUGCAUCCUGCCUACCAAUCAUGAAAUCAUUCGCUGCCAAAGCUCUCCAUCCACGGCGCCAUUCAGUGCAGGAAAAGAAUUCCGUGCGGUACAGUGAGCCGGCUAGGAGUCGCAAUGAAGUGCGUUUUUCAUGGGAUGAAACAAAUCCGAACAUCGUCAUUGCCGCAGACAGCAUAGACUUUGAUCCUUUGAUAUUCGAUGAGUUCAAGGAAGAAGGAUUUGAUACUGCAUUUUUGCCGCACACAGACAGCCCCAAGAGGUUUGAUUCUCAGCUUCAGGGCUUGCAAGACUCAAUGGAGCUUGGGAAUAGAUACGCAAUAGUCGCAUACGGUGAAGCUGCAUCGCUCGUCCUGGAGGCAUGCGUGAAGCCUAUGCCUAGGCUAUGUGCGGUUGUGGCAUACUAUCCCACUCACAUACCAACCUUUGAGUCCCGGAGCAUCUCAUCCCUCAGUCUCAAGAUACAUCUAGCGGGACCACAGGCGCAUCUCAGCAAAGAGCGAUGUUACGUCUACGCCCAUUCUAAAGUUGGAUUUGCCCAGCACGAUCUACCGCAGUAUGAUCCAGUCACUGCGCGAUUGGCCUGGUCACGAACAGUAUCCUGCCUCAGACAAGGGUUCGAGAUGACUCCAGAUAUCGAACCAACAUGGGAAAGACAUCUUCUCAUGAAGUAUGCUUCCAAAGACCUCGAGGGGACUUUGGAUUCCUAUGCAGAUGGGGCACAUAUUAACUACGUCCCAACUCGCGCUGGAGGGAUUGGCCACGAUGCCCUCCGUCGGUUUUACGAGGAAGAGUUUAUCCCUCGAAAUCCACCAUCACUAAAGAUCCGGCUUAUAUCUCGGACUAAAGGUAGUGACCAUCUCGUGGAUGAAAUGUAUCUUUCUUUUAAACACACACAGGAGAUUCCCUGGAUUCUUCCGGGCAUACCACCAACGAACCUGGCUGUGGAGGUAGCCAUUGUCAGCGUGCAUGUAUUUGUAGCUGAAGGUGAAGCUCUAGCUGCUACAUUGGACAUAUUGAGCUGA
Molecule: messenger RNA, 1395 nt
Organism: Nannizzia gypsea CBS 118893
Lineage: Eukaryota; Fungi; Ascomycota; Eurotiomycetes; Onygenales; Arthrodermataceae
Product: dienelactone hydrolase
Exons: 6
Coding region: 1-1395 (464 amino acids)
Biological process (GO): polyketide metabolic process
Source: RefSeq, a predicted model, not a curated record